AUGACAAAGAUUGUGAUUGUUGGUGCUGGCAUUAUCGGUUUCUAUACCGCUUUCUGUUUGUUGGAACGCGGAGUUGAUGCCAAAGAUAUAACUAUAAUUGCCGAGUACUUGCCAGGAGAUGAAUCGAUCAAGUACACUUCACCUUAUGCUGGUGGUAAUUUCUCAUGCAUAACUGGUAAUGAUCCCGAUGUGUUGGAAUACGACCGAUUGACAUAUACUAAUCUUGCAAAAGUUCAAAAAGCCAUUGGUGGAAAAACUAAAGGGUUGGAUAGAUACAAAUCAACUGAAAUUUGGGAUUUCAAUUUAGCAAAAGCCAAAUAUGAUUCUUUGAGGAGCUAUUUACAAGACUAUCAAGAAAUUGGCAAAAGUAAGUUGCCCAAUGGUGCCGCAUUUGGUAUUACGUUUCUCUCAUGGAAUUUUAAUUGUCCAAAGUUCUUGAUGAAUUUUAAAAUCUAUUUGGAACAACAAGGAGUUCAAUUUGUUAGAAAACAUUUGGACCAUAUCAUACAGGCAUAUGGACACGAUACCAAGAUUGUGUUUAACUGUACUGGAUUAGGUGCUCGCUCGUUGGGUGGAGUUGAGGAUAAAAAUGUGUAUCCAGCCAGGGGUCAAGUAGUUGUCAUUAAAGCACCACACAUCAUGGAGAAUGUUAUGCGUUGGGGCAAUGACGAACCAACAUACAUAAUCAAAAGACCUUAUUCUCAUGAUCAAUUGAUUUUAGGUGGAUUUUAUCAAAAGGGCGAUUGGACUCCAGAUACCUUAAAACAGCAAAGUGAUGAUGUGUUGAAAAGAACCACACAAUUGUUUCCUAAGAUUUUGAAUGAUAAUCCACAUGGAAACAAGAUUGAAGACUUAGAAGUUAUUAGAGUUGUCGCUGGUUUGCGCCCUGGAAGACAUGGAGGAACGAGAAUUGAAAAGGAGAAAUUGGAUGAAGGGAAGGUGCUUGUGCACAACUAUGGUGCUGGCGGUUAUGGGGAUCAAUCAGGGUUAGGUAUGGCUUAUAAAGCUGUGCAAUUAGCAUUAGAUGGGGCUAAGUUGUAA
Molecule: messenger RNA, 1041 nt
Organism: Lodderomyces orthopsilosis Co 90-125
Lineage: Eukaryota; Fungi; Ascomycota; Pichiomycetes; Serinales; Debaryomycetaceae
Gene: IFG3
Product: Ifg3p
Exons: 2
Coding region: 1-1041 (346 amino acids)
Molecular function (GO): FAD binding; D-amino-acid oxidase activity
Source: RefSeq, a predicted model, not a curated record